Molecule: messenger RNA, 3657 nt
Organism: Drosophila serrata
Lineage: Eukaryota; Metazoa; Arthropoda; Insecta; Diptera; Drosophilidae
Product: 2-oxoglutarate dehydrogenase complex component E1
Biological process (GO): tricarboxylic acid cycle
Cellular component (GO): mitochondrion; oxoglutarate dehydrogenase complex
Molecular function (GO): oxoglutarate dehydrogenase (succinyl-transferring) activity; thiamine pyrophosphate binding
Source: RefSeq, a predicted model, not a curated record
ACAGAAUCAUGAAUAUAAGGCGACUGCUGUUUAAAAAGGACCUGGUGUGGGGCCUCCGCUUCCUGAGGAUAAGUCUUUCGCUGAGCAAAGCCAACGAUCUGGACUCCUUUACCAGUGGGUGCAGUGCCGCCUACAUUGAGAAUAUGUAUAACAGGUGGAGAAAUAAUCCCAAGUCCGUAGAAAAGUCCUGGAAUACGUUCUUCAGCGGCAAGGAUAAGUUGCUUUCCAAAAAGUUGCCAGAUACCAGGAAGUUCAGGAAGAGCCCACCACCAGACAACAUACAUAUUAAGGCCCGGUCGCCCAAGGGAACGACUUCUGACAGCCAAGUGUCUACUCCACCGGCGCCUACUCCACCGGCGCCUACUCCACCGGCGACUGCUCCAUCGGGGGCUAAUAAACCGGUAGCUGCUCCACCGAAGUCCACUUCAUCCGCCUCUGAUUCACCCAGGGCAGCUUCACCGGGACCUCCUCCACCGGGACCUGCUCCACCAGCGCCUGUCGCCAACUGGAAGAACGUCGACGACCAUCACACGGUGCAAUCAAUCAUCCGUGCCUACCAGUUGCGUGGUCACCUGGCAGCCGAUCUUGAUCCUUUGGGAAUCGUGGGACCCACGAAGACAUCCUCGGUAGACGGCACCCAGCGACAAGCAGCAAAGGAGGUACUCAGGCAGCACUACUCUUACAUAUUCGGCGAUCUCAAUGCGAUGUUCAAGCUGCCCUCGUCCACAAUGAUCGGAGGCGAUGAGAAGUUUUUACCCCUCAGGGAGAUUCUGGACCGUUUGGAGCGCUCCUACUGUGGACACAUCGGAGUCGAGUAUAUGCAAUUGACUUCUUUAGCCAAGACCACAUGGAUUCGCAGGAGAUUUGAGAAGCCAAGUGCCUUGGACUUCAGCAAGGAUGAAAAAAGGAUCAUCCUGGAACGACUGGCCCGUGCGACGGGCUUCGAGAACUUUCUAGAUAAGAAGUUCACCUCGGAGAAGCGUUUCGGUCUAGAAGGAUGCGAUAUCAUGGUGCCCGUCAUCGAUGAGGUGGUGGAUAGGUCCGCCAAAGCCGGUGUGGAAUCCUUUCUUAUAGUAUCUUUUCUUACCGCAGGGAUGGCCCAUCGCGGUCGCCUUAAUGUACUGGCCAAUAUCUGCCAAAGGUCCAUUGCCGACAUUUUGUCUCAGUUUCACGGUUUGGAGGCUAGCGACUGUGGAUCCGGUGAUGUGAAGUACCACCUGGGUGUGUUCCAGGAGCGGCUGAACGAAUUGAGCAACAAAAUGUUACGCAUCACCGUGGUGGCCAAUCCCUCGCACUUGGAGCACGUUAACCCAAUCGUUUUGGGAAAGGCACGGGCGGAAAUGGAUCUGCGCGGCGACACGACUGGCGAUAAAGUUUUGCCCAUCAUCAUUCACGGUGAUGCCUCCUUCUGCGGCCAGGGUGUGGUCUAUGAGUCCUUGCACUUGUCCGAUCUGCCCAAUUAUACCACCUAUGGCACCAUACACAUCGUCUUGAAUAACCAGGUGGGCUUCACCACGGACCCACGCUUCUCACGCUCCUCGCGCUACUGCACGGGUGUGGGCAAUGUAGUGAAUGCCCCCAUUUUCCACGUGAAUGCCGACGAUCCGGAGGCAUGCGUCUACUGCGGUCGCAUUGCCGCCGAUUACCGCGCCAAGUUCAAAAAGGAUGUGGUCAUUGAUAUCGUUGGCUACCGUCGCAACGGGCACAACGAGGCGGAUGAGCCGAUGUUUACCCAGCCAUUGAUGUACCAGACCAUCCGAAAGAAAAAGCCCUGCCUGGAACUCUAUGCGGAGAAGCUCAUCAAGGAGGGCAUCGUGUCGGACAGCGAGUACAAGGAGAUGGUUGCCAAAUACAACAAGAUCUGCGAGGAUGCAUUAAUUGAGUCGAAGAAAAUUAAAACGAUCAAGCACUCCACAUGGAUCGAUUCACCAUGGCCUGGUUUCUUCGAGGGCCGCAACCCGCUCAAGGAGUGUCCCACUGGCGUCAGCGAGGACACCCUCAAGAAGAUUGGCACGAUUUUCUCCAGUCUACCGCCUCCGGAGCGCAAGUUCAAGACGCACAAGGGCAUUGAGCGUAUCCUGUCGCAGCGGAAACGGAUGGUGGACAACAGGGUGGCGGAUUGGUCGUUGGGCGAGGCCUUCGCCUUUGGAUCGCUGCUAAAGGAGGGUAUCCACGUGCGUUUGAGUGGCCAGGAUGUAGAGCGCGGUACGUUCUCGCACCGACACCAUAUACUCCAUCACCAGACAGCCGACAAGACGGUGUAUUCUCCACUGAACCACUUGUAUGCCGACCAGGCGGAAUACUCCGUCUCCAAUAGCUCGUUGUCGGAGUGUGCAGUCCUGGGCUUCGAACAUGGCUACUCGAUGGCCAGCCCGUAUGCCCUGGUAAUUUGGGAGGGACAGUUCGGAGACUUUUGCAACACGGCGCAGUGCAUCAUAGAUCAGUUCAUUGCCAGCGGUGAGUCCAAGUGGGUGAGGCAAUCCGGCGUGGUCCUGCUGCUUCCCCACAGCAUGGAGGGCAUGGGCCCGGAGCACUCCUCUGGUCGCAUGGAGCGUUUCCUGCAGAUGAGCGAUGACGACCCUGAUAUAUACCCGGAUACCAACGACGAUGACUUUGCGGCACGCCAGUUGAUGAACAUCAAUUGGAUCGUAACGAACCUAUCAACGCCGGCCAAUCUCUUUCAUUGUUUGCGGCGUCAAAUAAAGAUGGGUUUCCGUAAGCCACUGAUCAACUUCUCACCCAAAUCGGUUUUGCGCCACCCGAUGGCGCGGAGUCCCUUUGAGGACUUUAACGAGAGCAGCUUCUUUCAGCGUCUCAUUCCAGAGAAGGGUCCAGCCUUAGAGAAUCCCGAGUGCGUAACCAAGCUAAUAUUUUGUUCCGGAAAAGUGUACUAUGAUCUUUUCAAGGAGCGUGAGGACCACGAGCAGGUGAACACCGUGGCCAUAGUGCGGGUGGAGCAGAUUUGCCCCUUUCCCUAUGAUUUAAUAACGCAACAAGUGGAGCUGUAUCCGAACGCGGAGUUGCUCUGGGCCCAGGAGGAGCAUAAGAACAGCGGUGCAUGGUUCUACAUUCAGCCACGAUUCGACACUAUGUUGCUGCAGAACGAGAACGAAACACGCUGCGUGUCCUACCAUGGACGUGCGCCCAGCUCCUCGCCGGCGACUGGCAAUAAGGUGCAACACUUCAAGGAGUAUAAGGCCUUCAUGGACAGCAUAUUUGGCGAGCUGACCGAGGAGAAUAAGGCACGCCUGCAGGGCAUCGUCAAGGAGCAGCAGGCGAAGACCAAGGCUGAAUUCCAGACCUCUAGACAGAAUAGUCCAACGCCACCGCAGAAGCCGAAAGAUGAUGUUCCGCCACCUGUUAAGGCUGAAUCGCCAAGCAAAAAGCCCUCGAGUCCGUCCUGAGCCAAAUAGAAAAGAAAUUCACGUUUCUGAAUCCAGAGCAAGCCCUCCGACGCCGACCAAAGGUGCAUCCCCUUCUUCUACUCCUGUCACAGAAAAAGUCUUGUCCAAAAAGUAGCGCAAGCCUAAGCCUUCGCCAGACGAAUCUAACCGAGGACCCUAAGGCGUCAACGAAGACCAAUGUGUAGCCUUAAUUAUCGUUCGGGUUGACCUACAUUAAUCCAGCAAAUAAACCAGAAAACAAAAUUCACUGAAA